Molecule: messenger RNA, 576 nt
Organism: Vicia villosa (hairy vetch)
Lineage: Eukaryota; Viridiplantae; Streptophyta; Magnoliopsida; Fabales; Fabaceae
Exons: 4
Coding region: 4-576 (190 amino acids)
Source: RefSeq, a predicted model, not a curated record
UACAUGGAUCUUUGUAUACCAUACUUUGCAGAUGUUAUUGGCGUCUUACAAGAUGUUUUAAGGACCCAAACGGGAGGUGGUGGUAGGAAAUCUUGCGUCAAUGUAACUAUACGUGAUGUCGAAGGCAAUGUGAUUGAGCUGGUGUUAUGGGAAGAUUACGGCAAACAGUUCAUCAACUACACUACCCCAAACAACUUUGCUGGUCCUACUAUAAUCGUAUUGACACAUGCAUGGUGCAAGCCAAAUACAGUGUCAAGAUUACCAUGUCUUUCAAACGCAUGGAAUGGUUCUAAACUUUACAUCAACAUGGAACAUCCACAAGUCGAUGAAUUCAAAGCUAGUUUUGGUUCCAACUUACCUUCCACUUCCCAAUCAUUGACUGCCGAUUCAUCUGUUCAGUCUGCUAACAAUUUCUGGACGAAAUUGUCCGAGGUGAAGAGUAUCCGUGCAGUAUCUGAAUUCGGAAGGGACUGUUUUGCAACCACCAUUGGGACAACAACUGGAUUUAAUGCCUCCAGAUUUAGGUGGUAUUUUGAAUCAACUGGAAAUAACGAUGCUGAACGCGUUACCAAGUGA